Lactuca virosa is the source of this 861-nucleotide messenger RNA. Lineage: Eukaryota; Viridiplantae; Streptophyta; Magnoliopsida; Asterales; Asteraceae. The record is from the annotation of a GenBank genome assembly.
AUGGCAACAAAUGGUUUGCAAGUGAUGGAUGAUGAAGAAAGUCUUUGUGGGAAGAGAGUCCAACCAUUUUUAUCAGCCACACCAAGGAAACCUGAUGAUGGAAAGAAGGAAGAUUCUGUAAUUACCUUGGGAGAGAGACUGGGUUUAAAGGAUCUUUAUUCCAUGAAUGUUUGGCGGGCAUCCAUAGGAGAGUUACUUGGGACAGCAGUUCUGGUGUUCAUGAUAGACACCAUAGUCAUUUCAUCCUUCGAGACAGAAUCCAAAACACCAACCCUUUUAAUGUCCAUCCUCAUUGCCAUCACCGUCACGAUCCUUCUUCUAGCAGUUUGCCCUAUUUCAGGAGGACACAUGAAUCCAGUCAUAUCAUUCUCAGCCGCUCUUGUUGGACUCAUUUCCCUCUCGCGAGCCUUUAUCUACAUACUUGCACAAUGCGUAGGUGCUCUACUGGGAGCACUCGCACUUCAAGCUGUCGUCUCCAAAACUAUCACACAAACUACUUCACUUGGAGGCUGCACUCUAACCAUCAUCGCACCAGGCCCAAACGGGCCAGUUGUUAUGGGCAUUGAGACAACCCAAGCCCUUUGGCUCGAGAUAAUCUGCACAUUCAUCUUUCUUUUUGCUUCUAUUUGGUUAGCAUAUGAUGAUCGUCAAGCAAAGUCUUUGGGGAUGAACCCAGCAAGGUGUUUGGGGCCAGCAAUCGCUAGAGGAGGUCAUUUAUGGGAUGGGCACUGGGUGUUUUGGGUUGGGCCUACCAUCGCUUGCAUAGCGUUUUAUAUUUACACAAAGAUUAUUCCAAGUAAUCAUUUCCAUGCCGAUGGGUUCAAACAUGAUUUCUUUAAUGUUCUAAGAGCAUUGGUUUGA